GGUUGGCAGUGGAAUUAACAGUAUUUUGUUGGAGAUACCUACAUAUCUGAGGCCUUCUGAGGGUGGCAUCCAAAGGAAGUUCCCUUUUUUCAGAAUUCUGGAAUACUCUGAGAAAAACAGCCCCCAGAAAUGAUGGACUUGAUCCCAGUGUAUGGAAUGGUGCAAUAAUGUCACGUGGGCAGUGCAGUGUCACUGAAACUGGUGGCUGGAGGUGAUAAGGAGCUCAAGUUUGGAGCAGCGAUGGAAAAUCUCCCAGGGAUGAUUGCUGCUAGGAGUGAAAAGAAAGCAUAAAGACUGGGAGGGAUGCUCUUCAAUGGAAAAUUCACUGUGUGGUCAAAGAGCAGAAGAGUCUGCAGAGAGCUCUAUUUGUGCAUUCUGCAUCGAAGAAGUAGAUGCGUGCUCCUGUGAAGGAUGAAAACAGCAAUCUCUCCAGCUUGCAGAAGGCUUCUCCAGAUCCUUGUUCUUAAUUGUAGUCAAUAUGAAGCUGUUGAUUGGACUCCGGGAUUACAUCGAACCUUGUUACUAGAUGACUGUGUGAGUGGAGGUGCUACCUGUGAACAGUUUCACACUACUGAAAGGCCUGAAACUAAGAGGCAUUUGUCCUUGAAACCAGUCAUGAAUGGAAGGUGAUGUUGAGAAGUCGUUAUCCAUCACUCUGGAAGAGUUGGUGAUGGGCAGACUGCCUGGCUUCUGGCAUGGCAUUUGGGUACAGGGGAUGGAAAAACAGAAGCUUAUCCAGAAAUCCUGAAAUACAUGGUCUGAUUUUUCCAGAACUGGAACAAGAGAAGCACCUCACCAAAAGAGAGCAAAUGCUGUCAUUUGACCUUUUCAGCCUUUGGAUUCUCAGUGCAUCUGACUCGACCAGGCAGGUCUGGGGAAGAGAAAAAUUAACAGCAGAUGGAUUUAUGAAAAGAGCUCAGUGGCAGAUGGUGCCUACAGAUAUUUACUGACAUGGCCUCGGUCUUACAGGGUUAAUGAGGUCCUGUGGCAAUAAAUUUCACCAGUUAGUAGCGUUAAAUAAGGAAGAACAUGAAAGAUACGUUUCCACAACCUGCUGUGUUCCCAGAUGAAUCCCUGAGUUCAGGUUCCAGCUUUGGGUACUGCACGUUGGAAAACACAUCCUUUAAUGUGAGAGUGUAUUAUGAAGAACUUCAGUCCUGAUUCACAGAGUUCCAGUUGCUUAGUUUCCUUUUAUAGAGCAAUUGAUGUGAGAAGGAACCUCUGGUUGUCUGUAUUCCAAGCCCUCCUGUUCGAAGCAUUACAGCUAGAUCAGGCUACUUCAGCUGUGUCUGACCUAAUUCCCUCCUCUUCCACCCCAAAGGAACAAGGAAACAAAAAAAAUCUCCCUGAAAAGUCCGUAGGAACAUGAAAGCAAGCACUCUGGGACAUAAAAUGGGCUCUGUUACAAUGGGAACUUUGUGUGGGGCUCUGGCGUGCACGCUGGAUGGCGGUGAUGCGAGCGGCAGCCGCGCUGUGACAUGAAGAUUCUGAUGGUUUAAGGAAGGGAGAGAGAGCAGUUCUAAAAAGAAGAGAGAGGCAAAGGGGAAAAAGCAAAAAGGGGAAGAGAGAGAAGAAAACAGCUGGCGAGAGGAAAAGGAGGACGUUUGUUGGUGACAAAAGGAUGGGUUUCCAUUUAAUUAAGCAGCUGAGGGGCAUGAGUGUGGUGUUAGUGCUACUUCCUGUGGUGCUGUUUGUUAUGCUUGCGGGGGCUCAGCGAGCUUGCCCCAAGAACUGCAGAUGCGAUGGCAAGAUUGUGUACUGCGAAUCUCACGCGUUCAGAGACAUCCCUCAGAAUAUUUCUGGAGGGUCUCAAGGCUUAUCGUUGCGGUACAACAGCAUUCAGAAGCUUAAAUCAAAUCAGUUUGCGGGCCUCAAUCAGCUCAUAUGGCUUUAUCUUGACCAUAAUUACAUCAACUCUGUGGACGAGGAUGCGUUUCAGGGGAUCCGCAGGCUGAAGGAAUUAAUUCUGAGCUCCAACAAAAUUACCCAUCUGCACAACAAAACGUUUCACCCCGUCCCCAACCUCCGCAACCUGGACCUCUCGUACAACAAGCUGCAGGUGCUGCAGUCCGAGCAGUUCAAGGGCCUUCGCAAACUCUUGAUCUUGCAUUUGCGGUCUAACUCGCUGAAGACCGUGCCCAUCCGAGUUUUCCAAGAUUGCCGCAACCUCGAUUUUCUGGAUUUGGGCUACAACCGCCUGCGGAGCUUAUCCCGUAAUGCUUUCGCUGGCCUUUUGAAGUUGACGGAGCUCCAUUUGGAGCACAACCAGUUUUCUAAGAUCAAUUUUGCCCACUUCCCACGCCUCUUCAACCUUCGCUCGAUUUACUUGCAGUGGAAUAGGAUCCGGUCUAUCAGCCAAGGGUUAACAUGGACUUGGAGUUCCUUGCACAACUUGGAUUUAUCAGGAAAUGACAUUACAGGGAUAGAGCCCGGGACGUUCCAGUGCCUCCCCAACCUGCAAAAACUGAACCUGGAUUCCAACAAACUCACCAACAUCUCUCAGGAGACCAUCAAUACGUGGAUCUCGCUCAUCUCCAUCACUCUGUCCGGAAAUAUGUGGGAAUGUACUCGAAGCAUUUGCCCUCUGUUUACUUGGCUUAAGAAUUUCAAGGGAAAUAAAGAAAGCACUAUGAUAUGUGCAGGCCCUAAACAAAUCCAGGGUGAAAAAGUGAGCGAUGCUGUGGAGACAUACAAUAUCUGUGCUGAAAUCCAGGUGGUGGUUACUGAAAGAUCGUAUCAGGCACCCAAAACUCCCCAGAGACCUGUCUUUAUUCCUAAGCCUACCGUUUCCAAACUUGAAAGCAAUCAGCCAACGUCGGUUGUGCCAAGCCCUUCCACUGAGCUCCCAACGCCUGCAGUGGAACCCGAGUACGAGCACGUUUCCUUUCACAAAAUCAUUGCUGGGAGCGUGGCCCUCUUUCUUUCCGUGGCCAUGAUUUUGUUGGUUAUCUACGUGUCGUGGAAGCGCUAUCCAGCCAGCAUGAAGCAGCUCCAGCAGCAUUCGCUCAUGAAGAGGCGCAGGAAAAAGGCCAGGGAGUCUGAAAGGCAAAUGAACUCCCCUUUACAGGAGUAUUACGUGGACUACAAGCCAACAAACUCUGAGACCAUGGAUGUAUCCGUUAAUGGAUCUGGGCCCUGCACGUAUACCAUCUCUGGCUCCAGGGAAUGUGAGGUCCCUCACCACAUGAAGACUUUACCCUACUACAGCUACGACCAACCGGUGAUCAGCUACUGCCAAGCCCACAAGCCCCUCCACGUCAACAAGGGCUACGACAGCAUGGCCCGGGAGCAGCCAGAGCCCACCAACCUGGAACUCAGUCGGGACCACAGCUUCAUAGCCACGAUCGCACGCUCGGCGGCUCCGGCCAUCUACAUUGAGAGAAUACCAAACUAGGGCCGGAGGCAGCGGGGAGCUCUUCCAAGGGACCUUUCAGCUCAGAAGAGAGCAGGGCCAGGAACUAAAAUCCACCAUUCCACUUCAAGAUGUUCCAACACAGACCAAGGGAAGGGGAUUAAGCAGACCCCGCAGACUGGAAACGCUGUCUCGCAGUACACACUGAGAACUUCAGGAUUUUCUUUGCUUUAAACUUUCAAACAAAUUCCUCAAUGUAAAUAUUAAAGAGAGAUUGUCGAGUUCUUAUUAAAAAAAAAAAAAAAUAGAUUUCACUCUAGCUACAUAAAGGGAUGGAUUAAGA
Numida meleagris (helmeted guineafowl) is the source of this 3695-nucleotide messenger RNA. RefSeq names its product leucine rich repeat transmembrane neuronal 4 (gene LRRTM4). The transcript has 14 exons. The record is from RefSeq and is a predicted model, not a curated record. Bases 1622 to 3394 code for a protein of 590 amino acids. NCBI's taxonomy places the organism in Eukaryota, Metazoa, Chordata, Aves, Galliformes, Numididae. Gene Ontology annotation, molecular function: protein binding.